Molecule: messenger RNA, 2035 nt
Organism: Colossoma macropomum (tambaqui)
Lineage: Eukaryota; Metazoa; Chordata; Actinopteri; Characiformes; Serrasalmidae
Gene: prc1b
Product: protein regulator of cytokinesis 1b
Exons: 15
Coding region: 101-1933 (610 amino acids)
Biological process (GO): mitotic spindle midzone assembly; microtubule cytoskeleton organization
Cellular component (GO): mitotic spindle midzone; cytoplasm; spindle
Molecular function (GO): microtubule binding
Source: RefSeq, a predicted model, not a curated record
CAGAAACGGCUGUGGGUGAUUCGGGUGGGUCGCAGCUCCGUCUUCUACAUAGCGAGUUAUUAAAAAACACGAUUAUAAUCAGCUCCGAGGGCACCUUAGGAUGAGGAAAAGUGAGGUGCUUGCAGCCGAAUCAGUGGCAUGCCUGAAUAAAGCACUAUGCCACUUGAAGGACAUAUGGGAGGAGAUUGGGAUCCCGGAGGAGCAGAGGCUGGAGAGAACAAAUGUGGUUAAAAACCACAUCAAAGGCCUUCUGGACAUGAUGAUAGCAGAGGAGGAGAAUCUGCGUAAGCGUUUGAUGGCGAGUAUUGACUCGUGCCGCAAAGAACUGAACAAAGUGUGCUCGGAGCUGCAGCUGCCUCCAUUUCAGGAGGAUAGGAGUAACACAAUGCUCCAGCAGGAGAAGGAUAUUCGAAGCUGCCUUGAGGUUAUGCUGAAGGAGAAGAGUCAGAGGAUGCAAGUGCUUAAAGCCCUAAUAGAGCAGGAUCAGGACCUCUGUGACAUUCUCUGCUCGGAGCCGUAUUCUGUCUCUGCCAGCUCGGUUCCAUCUCUCGAGCAACUGGAAAGCCUCCGACAGCACAUAGCUGCUCUCACAGCAGAAAAGGAACAAAGACACAGCAAGUUUGUGGAACUUAAGAAAAAGAUAAUACUAUGCAUGGAUGACCUGGAUCAGUUGCCUGAGACUAGUUUUGAAAAGGAUAUUGUGUGUGAGGAUGAAGAAGCUUUUUGUCUGUCUAAAGAGAAUAUUGACUCCCUUAAAGUCCUGCUUCAUCAGCUGGAGAGCAAGAAAGCUGAGAAUGAACACAUGUGUGUGUCAUAUCGAGAGAAGAUCCAGGACCUAUGGGACAGGUUACAGAUCUCGCAGGAAGAUCGAGAUGCCAUUUCUGAGCAUAUGACCCUGUCUAAGAAGAGGAACAUUGAAGCUCUGCAAGCUGAAGUCAACCGCCUUGAGGAACUGAAGCUUAGGAAUAUUAAGAAUGUUACUAUGGCUAUUCGGGAUGACAUUGCUGUGUUCUGGGAGAAGUGCUUCUAUAGUACUGAGCAGCGCCAGGCUUUUGUGCCCUACUAUGAUGAUAAUUUUAAUGAAGACCUUCUGAGCUUGCAUGACGCUGAAAUCCUGCGUCUAAAACAGCAUUACGAAGAUCAUAAAGAACUUUUUGAAGGUGUCCAGAAAUGGGAGGAGAGUUGGAGGGUUUUCCUGGAACUUGAAAAAAGAGCUACAGAUCCUUCGAGAUUCACAAACAGAGGAGGAAACCUUCUCAAGGAAGAGAAGCAAAGGUCUGACCUGCUCAAAAGCCUUCCUAAGCUGGAAAAGAAGCUGAAGGCCCAGAUUGACUUGUGGGAGCAAGAGCAGGGAAGGGAGUUUCUGGUCCAAGGUCAGAAGUUCAUGCAGUUUGUUACUGAGCAGUGGGAGCUGCAUCGACUUGAGAAGGAGCGGGAGAAGCAAGAAAGGCAACAGAAAAAAAACAAACAAACGGAGGAGGAUAUGCUCUAUGGCACUGCAGUUCGGACACCAACUAAACGAAGAUUCUUGGGGAGUAUGACACCUUGCAAGGCACGAAAGCUUAAUGCUACCUCCAGCACCUCCACUGGCACCUCUAACAGCACUAUGCGCUCUGUUUUUGGUGGAACUGUCUGUCACUCCCCUGUGUCCCGCCCUCCAAUAUCAGCAAGCAAGGGUAAUGCAGUAAGGACCCCUGGUCGUGGCAAACCUCCCCAUCCAGGACUGGUGGAACGCAACAAGGAGAAUAUUUGUCAUCUUAACUGCGGUAUAAGUGGUGCGUUGAAGACUCCAGCUAGCCCACAACGUAACUUCAGUAUUAACUCUGUCGCCAGCACCUAUUCAGAGUUUGCGGAAAUAGUCAACGCAGAUUCUGUUCAAUCAAGCGAGAUCUCUCCAAGGCCUCUAAGUCAAAGUGCACCCCAGAUGUCCUGAAUUCCACCAUCACACAGCUCUGACCACACACAGAGUAAAUACUAAUAUUGGGACUGGAGCGGUAAAUACUGCAUGACCUGAUCAAUAUCAAAAAGCUUUUAU